Messenger RNA from Eurytemora carolleeae, 2179 nucleotides. RefSeq lists its product as uncharacterized. Lineage: Eukaryota; Metazoa; Arthropoda; Copepoda; Calanoida; Temoridae. The record is from RefSeq and is a predicted model, not a curated record. The transcript has 8 exons. The coding region runs from base 490 to 2097 and encodes 535 amino acids.
UACCUUUCGAAAUAAUCUAUCCAUCGAUGUAUCUAUCUAUCUAUCUGUCACUCACCUGUGGCGAGUAAAUCACCGGCGGCCCGGCGUCGCUUCCUUUCAAUCUAUCUAUCUAUGUAUUACAGCCAUCUAUCUAUCUAUCUAUCAAAAACCACACUUGUAUCAUAUCUUCAGUUAAUGUUUGGUACACGCAAGCCCACCAACCAUUAUAUGCCUGGAUAAGCGCCACUAACAGGUGCCUUAAUGCCUCUAUUAACAAUGAAUAAAAGAAGAAUAAGAUUAAGGCGAUAAAAAUGUGAUUGUUUAAAACCUCUAUCAAUGGUGUUAUGCAAUAUAACUUUAUUUUUGAAACAAUUCAGUGAUUAUAUGCGCGCGAGAGAAAAUUAAUCGUUUAAAAAAAGUAAGCGCACUGAAAAAAAUAACAAAAUGUAAAAAAUACAUCGCUGACAGUGACAAAUCGACCUAAACUAAGAAACUAUUUGCCGAUCAAUUAUGAUGGACCAGGAACCAAAUAUGGAACGCGUUCCUCUUCGAAGCACUUCAAUUCGGCUUCGGCGACGAAGAGAUCAAGCGAAACGAGAGUUUUUAGAUAAUCGUCGAAGUGGAGAGUUCGGGUAUUCAAGUGCCGGCUGGAGUCAGGGAACUAGAGCGGACUUCACUGACGGAGAAUGGACUGAAGAAUUCUCCCACAGAUCAAGAACUAGAAAACCAAAUAUCCUAGAAACUAAAUCAGACAUCAAUGACAGGCGAAGAGAGCGUAAAAGUAUGAUUGAAUUUAAAAACUUUGGGUUAAUAGACUGCCCUGUUCUGGAUACAACAAGUGUUCCUGAUAAUCACACCAGGAAUGCAUACGUUCCUGAUAAACCAAUCAGGAACUCAUAUUAUCACGAUGUACGACAAAAUGUGCAGGAUAGAAUGUUUAUAAUGGAUUCCCGCGGAACUCCAACUAAUCCUGCAAAACUCCACCAAAUCCAACCGAAAAAUUCGCCAGAUUUGAGAAAAAAUCCUCCACUUCAAAUCAUCUAUAGAAAUCCCCAAGGAUAUUCUCGUACUUCCAAAUCAGUAGAUCGACCAAGAUCAACAAUUACCGAUAUAGACGUGAAAUCCAAAUCCAAACCAAAAAAGUCUGAACAAAAAGCUGUUCAUCAGAUUAAACCUAAACUAAGAAACCAGAUUUACGAACAGCCAACCUCACUUCCUGUUCACAUUAGGGACACAGAUCAGAUACAGAUACAACCACUUUCAGGGCCCUGGGACAUUAAAACAUCGGAUGACGUCCUUAAAAAGGAUAAUAUUCAGCUCAGACGACAGGCCAAAAAUGUGCAGAAAAGAAUGCGAAGUCGAAGCCAGGAUAAGAAUAUGAUUGAUCAGGAAGAUAAGAUGUCAGGAAUGGAGAAGAUAUUAGGAGUUGACAGGUUGCCCCCUGACAUUGCCAAGGAAAGGUUGAAUAGACCAGAUUUGAACACAAUGGACGAACUGAAGAGUGGCGUGGUUUGGGUUCAGCGAGACAGAGUCUUUUCCAGAUGGAAGGAAAGAUUCUGUUUGGUGAGCCAGGAUUCUAUUUAUAUCUACAAGAAAAAGAUUAAGCCGUCUCCAGUAAAAGAUCCAAGGGAAACCAAUGAUACAUCUAAAAAACUAGAAACACAUUCUGGAGAAGUUCUGAUAAAGGUUGGUUGGAUGGAAAUGGAUGGAAUAUAUUUAGAGGAGAGGAAGGGGUAUCUAGUGAUAUCUAUACAUCUACAAAAAGAGGCUAAAUUACUUCUUCGUCGAACCGAGGAUAUUAGGGAGUGGCACAGAAUCUUGGUGACGUGGGCUGAAUACCAAGCACAAUCCAGAAUGAGAUCGACUGAAGAAUUUUGGUCCCGUCGCAGUUAUGUUGAGGCGACAGAUUUAGAAGACUGGCUGCUCAGUCGAAAAUUGAACACGUCAAUUCGAGGCCGUCGCGCUAAAAGCGAGGACAGAUCCUCAAAACCGUCGAAAAUUUCGAACCGGAAAGAGUUGGACUUAAAGAAGUCUGUUCCGAGCGAGGAUUCCGGAAAUUCGUCGCUAAACACGUCGACAACGGAUAGUCGUAGAUCACGUCGAAUUCUCAGAGAAUAAUAAUUGGAAUUUCGAAAUUGAAAAUCCUCAAUUUUUUAUAUUUUACUCCUGCAAAGAAAUUAUAAUAAUUUUUUUUCCAAAC